CGCUGAUGUUGCUGUUAACAGCUGUUCUGAAACAAUGUCAAGACAAUUCCUCUUUCUAAAGAGACUGAAUUCGCUGUCAAGAUGAAUGUUCUGCUGUUGAAAGAACCGCGCGAGGGGGAAUCUGGCCCUGAUCCUUACAUCAAGGAGCUGGCGUCAUAUGGACACAAAGCUACAUUGAUUCCAGUUCUGGCGUUUAAAUUUGUGUCCCUGAACGUGUUGUCUGACAGGCUUUUUCAGCCAGAAAAACAUGGAGGGCUUAUCUUUACCAGCCCAAGGGCAGUGGAGGCUGUCAGAAUGUGUCUGGAUGCAAAUAACAGAAGGGAGGAGUGGAUCCGCGCUGUGAAGGAAAAGUGGAAUGCAAAAUCCAUCUAUGUGGUGGGGAAAGCUACAGCAGCCUUGGUGCGAGAGCUGGGCCUGGACCCACAGGGAGAGGACACCGGGACGGCAGAAGUGCUUUCACACCUUAUCCUUGAAAAGGAGGACGCCAGUGUUUUGCCGCUCUUCUUUCCGUGUGGCUCGAUCAAACGGGAAGUCCUGCCCACAGCGCUGAGGGAAAACGGUGUGCCACUGGAAACUCUGACAGUCUAUCAAACCGCUCAGCAUCCUGAUCUGGAGAAAAACCUGACGGACUAUUUCUCCGAACAGGGGGUUCCAGCUAGCAUUGCCUUCUUCAGCCCGUCUGGAGUCAAGUUCUGCCUGGAGGUGGUGCGGAGACUGGCAGGGCAGAAGUUGAACAGGAUAAAGUUCGCUGCCAUCGGGCCCACUACAGCAGACGCCAUGACUGCGGAGGGCCUGUCGGUCGGCUGCACCGCAGAGAAGCCCACAGCUCAGCACCUGGCUGCAGGGAUAGCACAGGCUUUGCAGUGACCCCUUCGCUCUGAUUCCCACUACCACCCUGUCCUCACCCUCACCACCGCUAGUGCUGUUAUGAGUGAUUGUUAUGUAAAAUUCCUCAAGUGGAGAGUUUUCUUGUUAAUUUUUGUGAUUUAUGUUUGUCAUUUUUUUUUUUAAUUCGUUUACUUGUUACUCAUGAGAGGGAAAACAUGCUCUGACAU
This is a messenger RNA of Megalops cyprinoides (Indo-Pacific tarpon), 1055 nucleotides long. RefSeq names its product uroporphyrinogen III synthase (gene uros). Gene Ontology annotation, molecular function: uroporphyrinogen-III synthase activity. The coding region runs from base 82 to 867 and encodes 261 amino acids. The transcript has 10 exons. The record is from RefSeq and is a predicted model, not a curated record. NCBI's taxonomy places the organism in Eukaryota, Metazoa, Chordata, Actinopteri, Elopiformes, Megalopidae. Gene Ontology annotation, biological process: uroporphyrinogen III biosynthetic process.